Molecule: messenger RNA, 3378 nt
Organism: Xenia sp. Carnegie-2017
Lineage: Eukaryota; Metazoa; Cnidaria; Anthozoa; Malacalcyonacea; Xeniidae
Exons: 7
Coding region: 175-3378 (1067 amino acids)
Biological process (GO): IRE1-mediated unfolded protein response; intrinsic apoptotic signaling pathway in response to endoplasmic reticulum stress; protein phosphorylation
Cellular component (GO): IRE1-TRAF2-ASK1 complex
Molecular function (GO): RNA endonuclease activity; ATP binding; protein serine/threonine kinase activity
Source: RefSeq, a predicted model, not a curated record
AGUUGAUCAGUGGGGUAUAGUUAAUUAAGUUAGUAUUCUGUGCAUUCUCUGUGACGAUGGUGUUAGUAUCAGAGUUGUAAAUUGACACACGGAUGACUUUAACAAUCGGCCACUACAACUGACACAACAAAGAAGAAUCUUCUGUUGACUUGUAACUAACAGUAGAUUCCAUACAUGGGUAAUUGCUGCUCUCUAAAACCUCACACCUUCGUUGGCGAGAAACUGUUCUUGAAAGAGGGGAAUUGUGAAUAUCAGUGGAAAUUCGUUGAUGAAUCAACUAAACAUAAUCAAUUGUUUUUAAAAAUGAUUAAAUAUGGACAAGAUCCCAAAGUCAAGGUUGAAUAUAUAAACGAUGUCCGUGUAAUUUUCUCCGAAGAAUUUUGCAUCGGCAAAGGAAGUGAUGGAACUUGUGUUUAUCUCGGACUGGGAAAGGAUGGUUAUGGAAAAGCAGUGAAACGAAUACCUUGUGAUAUCUGCAUUGGGCUUACACAACAAGGAAAGAGAAUUUUUAAAGAAAUCAUCGAAAAAAAAUCGAAUGAUGUUGUGAAAUAUUACUACUUAGAAGAGAACACUGGAACAGACUAUGUCUAUUUGAUACUAGACCUAUGUGAAGAAUCGUUGGAAAGUUUUGUGGAAUCUUCUACAUUGCAGGAUCUUCAAAAAUGUCUUCCCGAAAUUCUCAGACAAAUGUUAAAAGGAUUAGCUCAUCUUCACAGCGAGCCAAAUCCUAUUUUUCAUCAAGAUUUAAAGCCUUCCAAUGUCCUCCGAGAUGCCCAAGGCAAAUUUCUGAUUGCUGACUUUGGUAUCAGUCGAAUACUGAAAAGUGAAUAUAAGACAUUUAAACACGGCCUUACUUGGGGAUCUGAUCAUUGGGUUACUCCCGAAUCGUAUUGUCCGGAUGAUGAGUCGAUUAAAAAGUCACAUUACAAAAAAGAGUCUGAUGUAAUGAACGCAGGAAUAGUGGCUUUUUAUGUUGCCACAAAAGGGAAACAUUCUUUUGGAGAUUUAACGACAAGACUGCAAAACUUGUUGAAUAAAAACCCUGUUGAAUUGAAAAACAUAGUAGAUGUUGAACUUAAAGAUCUUCUUUCGUGGAUGCUACAAUUGAAACCUGAACUCAGACCAUCUGCCAACGAGGCGUUAAAACACCCAUAUCUACAAUCCGAUGAAUGUAAGUUUGACUUGAUGUGUGAUGCGGGAAGCCAACCAGAGAUAAAGAUACCAGAUUUAGGUCAUCCUCUCAACUCAGAUGUCUAUGAGCAGUUAAAUGGGUUAAAAAAUUGGAAGGAUUGUAUUGAUCCUGAAGUCUUCAGUGAUUUCAAUUUGGGACAUUACGGUGCUACAUGGUUGGGUUGCUUGAAAUUUAUACAAAAUGUUCACCAGCAUUGGAAUGAUGUACCUCGUCCAAAACGGCUUCAAGGUGAUGGUAAUUAUAAAACGUUUUUCCUGCAAGUUUUUCCGGGGCUUCCUCUUUUGGUGAACAGAAUUUUAAGAUUAAAUGAAUGGAAAUACAGACCUGAUCUCGAAGAACACUUUUCAAAAUUGCAGCUGCAUGAAUGGAAAUACAAUGAUAAAUCGACAAAACAUAAAGAAUUGUUCUUAAAAUUAAUUGAGUAUGGGAAAGACCCUAAUGUUGAGGUUAAACAUGUGGACGAUGUACGUGUAAUUUUCUCAGAAGAGUUUUUACUUGGCAAAGGAAGUGAUGGAACCCGUGUUUAUCUUGGACUGGGAAAGGAUGGUUACGGUAAAGCAGUGAAACGAAUUCUUCGUGAUACUUAUUUGGCAGAGCAUGAAGAAAAAAUUUUUAAUGAAAUCAAUGCGAAGAAGUCGGAUUAUGUGCUAAAUUGUUAUUGCUCGAGACAAGAUACAGAAACAGAAUAUGUCCAUUUGAUUCUCGAUCUAUGUGAAGAAUCGUUGGAGUGUUUUGUGCUAUCCGAAUCAAAUAGUUUGGGUUACCUUCAAAAUAUACUUCCCGACAUUCUUAAACAAAUUUUAAAAGGAUUAGUUGAUCUUCAUAGCGGUCCACGUCCCAUUCUUCAUCGAGAUUUGAAACCUUCCAAUGUUCUCCGAGACACACAAGGCAAAUUUUUUAUAGCCGAUUUUGGUAUUAGUCGAAUUAUGAAGAGUGACUCUCAGACAUAUGUAAGCAAUGCUAAAAGGGGAACUCAGCAUUGGAUUGCACCUGAAUCUUAUAUUGUUGAUAAAAAUUUAUUUGAUAAAGCACGUUACAAAACAGAAUCUGAUGUAAUGAAUGCAGGAAUGGUUGCUUACUUUGUUGCAACAAAAGGAAAACAUCCUUUUGGUACUAAAGUGUGCAUACUUGAAAAUUUGUUGGAUGGAAACCCUGUUGGCUUGAAGGAAAUCAGUAAUGUCGAACUAAAUGAUCUUCUUUCAUGGAUGCUACAAGAUAAACCCGAACUCAGGCCAUCUGCAAAGGAGGCGUUAAAACACCCUUAUCUACUAUCUGAUGAAGAAAAGUUUGACUUGCUGUGUAAAGUUGGGAAUCAACCGGAGAUAAAGAUACCGCAUUUAGAUCAUCCUCUCAGCUCAGAUGUCCAUGAGCAGUUAAAUGGUCUCAACAAUUGGAUGAACCGUCUCAUUCAUGAAUUCGAUGAUCAUUUCAACAAGAAACUCUACGACUCUACAUGGUUAGGAUGCUUAAAAUUCAUACACAACGUUGAUCAGCAUUGGCAUGAUGAGCAUCGUACAAAACUGUCACCAUAUAUCAAGGAAGGCAAUUAUAAAGAGUAUUUUGUACGGGUCUUACCAGAGCUUCCUCUUCUGGUGCACAGAAUCAUGAGGUUAAAUGAUAUGGAAAAACGUGUUCCUAAAUUGCAACUACAAGAAUGGAAAUAUAAUGAUCCAUCGAUAAAACACAAAGAAUUAUUUUUAAGAAUGAUUGAGUAUGGGCGAGAUCCUAAUGUGAACGUUAAACUUUUAAACGAUGUUCGAGUAAUAUUCUCAGAUGAAUUUUGCAUUGGCAAAGGAAGUGAUGGAACCCGUGUUUAUCUUGGACUGAGCAAGGAUGGUUACGGGAAAGCUGUGAAACGAAUACUUCAGUACAACUUUAUCGAUUUUGCAAAGAAAGAAAUGAAAAUUUUUAAUGAAAUUAAAGAAAAGAAUUCGACUUAUCUGGUGAAUUAUUCCUACUUCAUAAAAGACACUGAAACAGAAUGGGUCUAUUUGAUACUUGACCUAUGUGAAGAAUCGUUGGAGAGUUUGUGCAUUCUUCUACUAUGGAGGAUCUUCAAAAUUCUUCCCAAAAUUCUCAGACAUAUUUUAACAGGAUUAGCUGAUCUUCACCGCGAGCCAAGUUCUAUUCUUCACAGGAAUUUGAAGCCUUCCAAUGUUCUCUACAACGCAAAGGAGAAUUUCUGA